AUGCGAUGUCAACGCCUCCUGAUGCGCCUGCUCACGUACAAUCCAGCUGCCGUGUAUGUCCCUGGCAAAGAGCUAGCUGUUGCCGAUGCUCUGUCUCGCGCUCCGCUCGCCUGUGACGACACGCCUAGUCUCCAAGACGAGAUCAGCAGCAACCUCACAUCUUACAUCGGUGAGAUCGUGUCGGAUGGUAAAGCCCACGGCAUUGCUGACGCCACCACACAAGAUGAGACACUCAAGCAAGUCCUCCACUUCGUCCAACACGGAUGGCCGUGCAACCCACGUGAUGUCGACGACACUGUGCGCCCAUACUUCCAUGAACGCCAGUUACUGUCCUGUGAGCAAGGUGUGCUGUACCAUGGUUUCCGCAUUGUCAUGCCACCCUCUCUGCAGCCUGAGAUGCUCGAGAAGCUCCACGAGGGACAUCAAGGUGCAACGAAGUGCAAGUCUCGCACCCGCCAUUCCAUUUGGUGGCCAGGCUUGUCAAGGCAAAUCGACACGAUGGUCGCUACGUGUGAAGUGUGCACCAAACACCGCGUCCAGUCGACCGAACCACUGCAACCCGUCCAACGCCCAACACUGCCGUAG
This is a messenger RNA of Sycon ciliatum, 585 nucleotides long. RefSeq lists its product as uncharacterized. Lineage: Eukaryota; Metazoa; Porifera; Calcarea; Leucosolenida; Sycettidae. The coding region runs from base 1 to 585 and encodes 194 amino acids. The record is from RefSeq and is a predicted model, not a curated record. The transcript has a single exon.